Iphiclides podalirius (scarce swallowtail) is the source of this 1881-nucleotide messenger RNA. Lineage: Eukaryota; Metazoa; Arthropoda; Insecta; Lepidoptera; Papilionidae. The record is from the annotation of a GenBank genome assembly.
AUGCAUGUAAGCCGCGCAUUCGCUGCGAUGCACCGGCCCCCUGUCGAAAUAAUCAACGCGUGCAGGGGCGGUCGGGUGGGAUGCGGCGGUGACGCGAUGUCGGCGGCGCCGGCGGUCAAGCGCGAGCUGGAGCCGGAGGGGGGCGCCCCUCCCAGCCCGGGGCGCAAGCGGCGCAAGCAGGCGGCGCCGGCGCGCGCGCAGCCCCCCGCGCCGCCCCCCCUGCCCCUCGAUCUGCAGGCCAAGGUCGCCGACAUCUACAAGAGCGCGCUGGCCUUCGGCGAUCUCGCGCUGCCCCCAUUCGACCCGCUCGCCGCCUUCCGCCUCCUGCCGCGCCACGACCCCCCGCGCAUCUUCAACCCCGAGGCGUACUGCGACCUCUGCUGCAAGGAGUUCUGCAACAAGUACUUCCUGAAGACGCACCGCGCGAAUAAGCACGGCAUUUACGACGGCGACUCGCAGCCCGCGCCGCAACCCUCGCCGCCGCGGCGCGCCUCCGACGAGGAGUCCGGUGGCACGCCGCGCCGCCUCUCGCCGGACUCUGCGCGGCGCGCGCGCGACUCCGGCUUCCAGCCGGACGUGCUGCGCCGCUUGGGCGUUGUCAACCCAGAAGCGUUCUGCGAGAUCUGCUGUAAGGAGUAUUGCAACAAAUACUUUUUGCGCACGCACCGCGAGCGACGUCACGGCGUGCCCGCGCAACGAUCGCCCGCCGCGACACCUCCCGCCCUCGCCACGCCCCAGCCGUCCGCGCCCCUCACCCCCUCUGUGCACACGCCGCCCUCCCUGCCGCAGCCGCCCCACAUCUCGCCGUCGCCCUACGACGCCGACAUGCCCAUGGAGGUCAAACGUGAGUGCGAGGACGACCUGGAAGCCGCCCUGCGCGACGGCCAAACGAGCCCCCUAAACCUGAUCGUGGAGGAGCGCGGUGCCACGUCGCCGAGCUCUGCGAGCGAGGAGUUGCGCAAGCUGCAAACAAUGAUCUCGCAGCUGAACGAACUCGCAGCCGAGAGGCUCGCCGAGGAGCCCACGGACGCCACGCGACCGCCAUCCACUUCCCCGCCACCGCAGGACGAACGGCGGGCCGCCGCCUCGGCCGCCGCCGGAUCGAGCUUUUGCGAGAUCUGCAACAAGGAGCUCUGCAAUAAGUACUUCAUGAGGACGCACAUGCAACGCAUGCACGGCAUAUCGCUCGAGAGCGGUACCCAACUGGGCGGUGUAACUUGCGACAUUUGCCACAAGGAGCUGUGCAGCAAGUACUUCCUGCGCGUGCACAAGCACAACACGCACGGCAUCCCCGCCCCGCCCGCGCCCGCGAACGCCGCGCCCGCCGAGCCGUGUCCCCUGUGCGCGAGGCGGUUCCGCGGCCCUCGUGCGCUGCGCGCCCACCUGCUGGCCGAGCACGCGCCGCCCGCGAGGCCCCCGCCGCCCCCUCCGCCGCGGCCCCUCGACCUCCUCGUGCGGGACAAGCCGUACGCGUGCUCCUAUUGCCCCUUCACGACCGACGUGCUGGCGUUCCUGUUCGCGCACGAGCGCGCCCACAUCCAGCGCCCGAUGGAGAGCGGCACGGAGGCCGGGGAGGAGGCGGAGGGAGAAGCGGAGGCGGAGGGGGAGGGCGGCGAGGGGGAGGCCGAGGCGUACUCGUGCUCCCGCUGCGAGUUCCGCGCGGAGAGUUUCGCGGCGCUGGAGGCGCACGUGCGCGCGUCGCACGGCGGCGCCGGGGCGCUGUUGGCGGUGCCGCGGGCGCCGCGCGCGCCGCUCACGAUGCAGCCCUUCGUGCUGGAGGAGGCGGGCGGCGCGCUCAGCCUGCUGCCCGCGCUCGUGUUCCUGCCGGUGCGGCGCCGCGCCACGCGCCGCGCCACCGUCACCCUGACGCUGACGCCGGCG